CCGGAGGGGCUGGUGGGUAACGGAAGUGGCGUCACGGCGUAGAGGAUUCUGGGAAGUGCCGGUGUCAAGAAGGAAAACGUGUUCAGAGCGCAGCACAGCGAGAUAUUUCUGCUUUUUAAAGACGUUUUUUUCGUCCAUGUCGCAAAAAUGAAAACGGAGCCGCACAAACGUUACAUCUGCUCGUUUCCGAACUGCCCGGCGGCUUAUAACAAACAGUGGAAACUGGACGCGCACUUGUGUAAACACACCGGGCUGAAGCCGUACACAUGUGACCGCGAUGGCUGCGGGAAGUCGUUCUGCAGCAGCUACCACUUGGCUCGACACGACCUCAGCCACAGCGGCGUGAAGCCCUUCCAGUGCACCGUGGACGGCUGCCGGGAGGCCUUCACCACCAACACGAACCGGGUCAGACAUGUCAGCCGCGUCCACACCCAGGAGCAGAAGAAGUACGCGUGCAAACACGAGGGCUGCGGCCUGGAGUUCAGGAAGAACAAGCAGCUCAAGUCCCACAUGUGUGAGCAGCACACCCAGCUGCCCCCCUACCAGUGCACCUAUGACGGGUGCCAGAUGAGAUUCACCUUCCCCAGCAAACUGAAGCGUCAUGAGAAGGUGCACAGAGGAUACCCCUGCAAGGAGGAGGGCUGCAGCUUCACUGGGAAGACCUGGACCGAGUAUCUGAAGCACAGGAAGGAGCAGCACAGGCUCAUCCUGAAGUGUGACCAGUGCAGCAAGGUGUUCAGGGACUCCUGGUUCCUGCAGCAGCAUCAGCGAGUCCACGCUGACACAAGGGUGGUCUACAAGUGCCCGAGGAGUGACUGCAGCAGGUCGUUCACCACGCUGUUCAACCUGCAGAGCCACAUCAGCUCCUUCCACGAGGAGCUGCGGCCCUUCGCCUGCACACACGCAGGCUGCGGGAAGACCUUUGCGAUGAGGCAGAGCCUCCAGCGCCACAGCAUCGUCCACGACCCGGAGAGGAAGAAGCUGAGGAAGCCCAGACCCAAAAGAUCUCUCGCCUCCAGGUUGAGUGGCUACAAAGACAAGAAGAAGGCGGAUCGUAAAAAGCUGAGAGAGCCUGAAUCCACACAGAGUAAGCCGGAUCCACCUGGUUCUGUGGAGCUGGUGUCCCUCCUGCACGACACGUCUCUGCUGUGCAGCCCUGCUGUAGACAUAGAUGGACUGACUGCUGCCCUGACUGCACCUCUCACUGUCUAGAGUCAGAUGAAGGACUUCACAGCAUCAUUUGGAAGACAGCAGGCACUUUACAAGAGCAUUUAUGAAGUAUUAGCAUUUCUAACUUCACACACAUUUAGUCCUUAAUAUUUAUUUAUCAGCAAAAAGCAUCAGCAGACUCUUUGUUCUGGACAGGAGGGGUUGUUUGGUUGUUUCAGGCUGGAACCUAAAGGACCCAGCAGCCAGCUGAGUUGGUUCAUUACCAGGUUUAUUUCAAGUAUUUCUGUAAACGAGAAGGAAGAAGUUUCUGUUUGGCUUUUCGUCCUCCUGUGUGUCAUCAGCUGCACUUUCUUUUCUUUCUGUGUUCUAAUGAUUUGUUUUUGUUUUUGCCUCUUCGGAAGCCAUUAAAUCGUCCUGAUCCUUCUCGUGCCACUUGUAUUUAAGAAAAUAUAUUUUUUUUGUGUGUGUGUUCGUAAAAUGUCAGAAAAUAUAAUGUUGCAGAAAGACUGUUUGUAUAAAUAAAACCCCAGCGGUUGUCACUCUGAAUCGA
Acanthopagrus latus (yellowfin seabream) is the source of this 1720-nucleotide messenger RNA. It is a transcript of the gene gtf3aa, whose product is annotated as general transcription factor IIIAa. The record is from RefSeq and is a predicted model, not a curated record. Lineage: Eukaryota; Metazoa; Chordata; Actinopteri; Spariformes; Sparidae. The coding region runs from base 148 to 1212 and encodes 354 amino acids. Gene Ontology annotation, cellular component: nucleus. The transcript has a single exon.